AUCAGCUUCUCCUAAUUGCGGCCUGCAUUAAAAUGAAUUCGGUCACUGGCCAUUUGCCGAGGAAAGAGAUAAUAAGAGAAAGGAAAUUUUCUACAAGGACCCUCAUCAAUCAAACCAAUUACGGACACUGUAAAUGGAGAGAGGUUUAACAUGUGUAGCAGCAUCUCAAUCAACAAGCCCCCUCUGCUUCUCGAGUCACACUUUCAUCCACAAGCAGCUUCUGUUACCUGUCAUUACCACUGAUGGGAAAGCUACCAUUACCAGUACAAGAAGGAAGCCCUUAGCUGUUAGGGCCUGGAAUGUUGGUACAAGAAGACAGACCUUAUCAGGUAAUUGGGAUGUUGCAAAUUUCUAUUCUUUUGCUACUUCCGCUUCAUCGCUCCCAAGAUUCGAGGAGCUAGAUAUGACCAACAUGCUCCUCCGUCAACGAAUCAUCUUCUUGGGUUCUCAGGUAGAUGAUGUGGCAGCAGAUUUUAUCAUAAGCCAGCUCUUAUUCCUUGAUGCUGAAGACCCAACAAAAGACAUCAAGUUGUUUAUUAAUUCACCUGGUGGUUCUGUCACUGCAGGAAUGGGAAUAUAUGAUGCAAUGAAAUUGUGCAAGGCUGAUGUUUCAACUAUUUGCCUGGGGCUUGCUGCAUCUAUGGGAGCAUUUCUUCUUGCUUCUGGUUCCAAAGGCAAAAGGUUCUGCAUGCCCAAUGGGAGAGUGAUGAUCCAUCAGCCACUUGGAACUGCUGGAGGCAAAGCAACAGAGAUGAGCAUACGGAUAAGAGAAAUGAAUUAUCACAAGAUUAAGCUUAACAAGAUACUGUCGAGAGCUACUGGGAAGCCUGUAGAGCAGAUUGAAGUUGACACUGAUCGUGAUAAUUUCAUGGAUGCUUGGGAAGCUAAAGAAUAUGGGCUGGUAGAUGCAGUCAUCGAUGAUGGAAAACCAGGACUGGUUGCGCCUCUUGCAGAUGCUUCACCUCCACCAAAGACACGGGUGUGGGAUCUUUGGAAAGUUGAAGGGAGCAAGAAAGCUAGGAAAAAUCUGCCCUCAGAGCAGAAAAUUUUGGACAAUGGAUAUGUGGGGGUUCAAGGAGGUGAUGAGGAUAGAGGAACGGACCAGGAAAGGGAAGAACCUACUUCUACGUAAUAUUUGACUUUUCUUUUACCUCUCAAAGCAGUCUUGCCUUGCAAGAUUUGGAAUUAGUGAAGUUUCUGAGUAUAAAUUUUGAGAGAAAUGUAGGGAACAUGAUCUUUAUAAAUUUAACACAUUUAUAAGAACGUUCAAAUUUCCUUCAAAA
This is a messenger RNA of Hevea brasiliensis (rubber tree), 1283 nucleotides long. RefSeq names its product ATP-dependent Clp protease proteolytic subunit 3, chloroplastic. Gene Ontology annotation, cellular component: endopeptidase Clp complex. Gene Ontology annotation, molecular function: ATPase binding; serine-type endopeptidase activity; ATP-dependent peptidase activity. Gene Ontology annotation, biological process: protein quality control for misfolded or incompletely synthesized proteins. The coding region runs from base 134 to 1132 and encodes 332 amino acids. NCBI's taxonomy places the organism in Eukaryota, Viridiplantae, Streptophyta, Magnoliopsida, Malpighiales, Euphorbiaceae. The transcript is spliced from 5 exons. The record is from RefSeq and is a predicted model, not a curated record.